AAAGGAGGGAUUCACCAAACGUAGAAAUGAAAUCAACCCCUCUUUGGUCUAUUCCUCGUUUCCAAUUGAAAUCCAAAAAAGUAAGCGUUUGUAUCACAACAAAUAAUCUUUGCUUUUAUACUAAUUCUCUUAACAAUACAGAGAUUUGCAGUUGAAGAAGUCUCUUCUCUCCUUUGAGCUUUGCUUACUGAAUAAACAAAGCCCACACCGAAUUAGGCCACCAGUUUGUUUCUCUUCUCCUAUUCCCUUGGAAUCAAAGCAAAGCUGUUUGAUUCUUGGUCACCAUCUGAACCCAACUUCACCUUCCUGACUUAUUCUUCACACCCUUCUUCUUCUUCUUCCUACUCCUCCUCCUCUCUAUUUACACUUCCCUCCUAUGGAUUCAGCUACAACCAUUCGAGCUUGGGACUUGAGGUCCAUGGUUUUGUGAGCUUUACUGCUGAAAAUUGAGGUUUUGGAAGUGCUUGAGUGGUGGGGUUUUGGAGGUUUUGGCAGUAAGUGAUGAAAUGGUGUGAGCCCAGUUGAGUUUCUUGAAGCUUUGAUAGGAUUCAGCUAUGGGGUUUGGACUACUCAGAUCUGUGAAAGUUGCUCACAGCUCAGAAUUGGGGGCUGUACCCUGCUGCAGAUGAGCCUGAAUUCAAGCUUUUUUACUUCAGAAAAGUACCUUUCUGAGAUCUUCUACUCACUUCUGCCUUGCUGGUACUUUCAAAUCUUUCAUUUCCCCUUGUAAGGCUUUUAACCAAAGCCAGAUCCCAGUGAACUCAUGCUGAUUCUGUCGUUGGUUAUAGACAAUUGAAACCAGCAUAAAGUCAUGUCAUUCCUUGAUAACACAAUCUUUUGUAUACUCCUCUUCACAAUAGGCGAAGGCCGGAAUCGUUUGGGUCAUUCGAAAUUUGACCAUUUGUGCCACUUGAAGCUCAUAGGCUUGUAGUUUAAUAUAAUCCUGCUUUGUCAUACUGCUUCCCAAUGAACACCCGGUACUUUUUUCCACCGGAUUCACUCUGCAAUUCAGGAAUCUCGGUAUCAUUUUCAUCCCUAUCUCCAGCAGGAGAGGACAGAAUGGCAGCUGGUGUGAGGAACAGAUCUUCUCGGGCUCCCCCUUCAUCGUUCCUGAUAAGAACAGCUAUGAGGAUAUCAAGGGCAAGGUGGUUUAGCUUCCUGAGAAGAGUGUUCCACUACCAGAAUGGAUCAAGAUCUGAUCUGGGCGCCAAUCCUUUCAAUUCCAGCACUUGGAUGAUACUGGAGUUUAUAGCUUUGGUUGUUCAAAUAGGCGUUAUAACCUUCACUCUCUCGGUUUCCAAGGCUGAGAGGCCCGUCUGGCCUAUGAGAAUUUGGAUAGUUGGAUACGAUUUCGGGUGUGUCCUAAGCUUGCUACUGCUCUACUGGCGUUACCAGCGCCAUUAUUCAGCUCAAGGAGAUGGUUUUAGCCUCCCUGACAUUGAACAGCAGAGAAACAACGAAGAAUCCAGGAGCUCCCAUUUGAUGAACAAGUGCCGGACUUCUCUUGAGCUUUUCUUUGCUAUAUGGUUCGUGAUGGGCAAUGUUUGGGUGUUCGACUCUCGCUUUGGAUCGUUCCAUCGAGCACCAAAGCUUCAUGUCCUCUGCAUUACUCUGCUUGCCUGGAAUGCUAUUAGCUACUCUUUCCCAUUCCUAUUGUUUGUGCUGCUGUGUUGCUGCGUCCCACUGGUUAGCAACCUCCUCGGAUACAACAUGAACAUGGGGUCAGUGGAUAAAGGGGCGUCUGAUGACCAAAUUUCCAGGCUACCCAGCUGGAGAUUCAAAGAAGCCAACGCCAAUUUGGAUCUCCCCAAUGGCGCUGACAGCAAUUCUCCUCUUUCAAGUGAAUACCCUGAGUGCUGCAUUUGCUUAGCCAAAUACCGAGAAAAGGAAGAGGUGAGGCAGUUGCCGUGCUCACACAUGUUUCACUUGAAGUGUGUGGAUCAGUGGCUCAGAAUCAUAUCUUGCUGCCCUCUUUGUAAGCAAGAAAUUGAGAGAUGAUAAGAGGAAAAUACAAGUAUACAGCAAUGGAGGUUGAGGCUCAAAAGUUCAUACUGCUUUUUUUCCCUGAUUUUUCACUAUGGCUUGGUUUUGUAUGUAUUUACAUGGUUACUUGAGUGAGUUCAUUCAUUGUACAGUGGAGCUCACCAGUAACCAAGAUUUUAUGUUGGUAUUUAGCUUGCUGCCUAAAGGCUGGCUCCAAACCUCAAAGGGUAACCGUAUACUUGCACAUGCUUUUUUGAGUAUGAUGAGCAUAUGAAAACACGUGUACUUGUAUUAUACAAAUCAAUAUAUCAAUACUUGUCAUAUA
Messenger RNA from Vitis riparia (riverbank grape), 2308 nucleotides. Its product is annotated as E3 ubiquitin-protein ligase At4g11680-like. NCBI's taxonomy places the organism in Eukaryota, Viridiplantae, Streptophyta, Magnoliopsida, Vitales, Vitaceae. The transcript has 3 exons. The record is from RefSeq and is a predicted model, not a curated record. The coding region runs from base 967 to 1998 and encodes 343 amino acids.